Molecule: messenger RNA, 854 nt
Organism: Triplophysa rosa
Lineage: Eukaryota; Metazoa; Chordata; Actinopteri; Cypriniformes; Nemacheilidae
Exons: 6
Coding region: 209-805 (198 amino acids)
Cellular component (GO): nucleus
Source: RefSeq, a predicted model, not a curated record
CGUUUCAAUAAGGAGGUUCAACCAACACCGAGUUAAAAUGUGAACUCUGAGUUGAUUUACUCAGAGAAUCGCAACUCUGAGUUUUCGGUUUCAGAACAGGUGAUUUCAAUUAGUUCAAUCCACUCUGAGUAAGUUCACUCUAGGUUACGCGCGUGCACCAUUGCUUUAAAAAGCCAUCAUCAAUUGAGCGAAGAUAGCACGAUUCACCAUGGCAACGGCACAUGACAAAAAGCGCUCCGUUUAUUUCUCGCCAGUCGAAUUGGAGGUACUGUUACAAGCGUACAGCGAAUAUGAGCACAUUUUUCGAAAGAAGAGCAACACAGCCGCAGCAGCAAAAGAAAGAGAGUCUGCGUGGGGGAAAAUUGCUUCACGUGUUAAUGCGUGCAAUCCUUCUGCAAUAAAAAGAACAUGGCAGCAGCUGAAAAUGAAAUAUAAAAACAUCAUUCAGUCAGCCAAUAGAAAGAGGGCAGAGGCACGUAAAACCGGAGGAGGACCUGCACCACCACCUCUGACGGAUGCAGAGGAGAUGGCCUUGAGCCUUAACACUGGGCGACCAGUGGCUGAGGGAAUUCCAGGAGGGAGUUCAUCAGAACCUGUCACUCCCCAGGAUACAAGUGCUUAUAUAAUAUCAGAUUCUGAUGGUAAUGUUAACCUUGUGGAACCUCUUGUCACAACAGAACCCCAGUCAGUUGAUGAAGGGGAUGAAGAAACCUUGUCUGCUGACACAGAGAGGCCUACAGAGAGCAUGGCAGAACAGGAGGAGGGUCCAUCAAAUUCUGACACACAGAUAAACUCAGUUCAGUAAUGUUCAGUAAAUGCCAUUGUUUGAAUCUGCAGACUUUUUUAGAACUCCA